UGCCCAGCACUAUGAAGACUAUCAGCAUUGUCCUGGCAUUGACAGUCCUGACUGGGUCUCAGGCCUUCACAUUCCCAUGGCAACAGGAACACCGCACCAGGUUCGAGGAAGCCAAGGCAGCAUUCUGGGAUUACAUUGGCCAAGCGACUGACAUCGCUCAGGAAAACCUGGAGACCAUCAAGCAGUCAGAACUUGGAGCUGAGAUUAACGAGCGCAUCAGGCAGAGCGUGGACAAGGCGAACCUCUACGCCUUGGAAUUCAGCAAGACCAUGAACCCUCUCGCCCAGGAGCUGGUGGACAAGCUGAACAGCAACGCCGAGAUGAUGCGACAGCAGAUCGUGCAGAACCUGCAGGAAGUGAACAGCCGCCUCUCCCCUUACACCCAGCAGCUGAACCAGAAGCUCACCGACGGGCUGAAGGGCCUGCAGGACACCCUGAACGAGCAGGUGGACGGUGAGUCACUCCGCCGCCAACUCUCGGCCGGGGUGGACGAGCUCCAGGAGAUGGUCCAGCUCAGCGUGGAGACCUUCCAGGAGAACGUGGCCCCCUACUCUGAGGAGGUCCGCCUCAAGGUCAACCAAGGCUUCGAGCAGUUCCGCCAGGGCCUCAUCCCCUUCGUGGCUGAGCUCCAGGUCAAGAUUGUUCAGAAAGCCCAGGAGCUGAGGAAAAACCUGGUCCCUUAUGCCGAAGAUCUGACCGGGACCCUCCAACAAUAUGACCAGCAAGUGCGGGAGAAACUCAACACCCUGUGGGAAAACCUGGAGCAGGAUGUCUAACUCGAAUCAACCCUCUCAGCACCUCGCACACUCCUCAACUAUCUGCAGGCCGUGGGGCCCACUAUCUCUCUCUCUCUCUCUCUGGAAG
Messenger RNA from Hemiscyllium ocellatum (epaulette shark), 864 nucleotides. Its product is annotated as apolipoprotein A-IV-like. The transcript has 3 exons. The record is from RefSeq and is a predicted model, not a curated record. Gene Ontology annotation, biological process: high-density lipoprotein particle assembly; triglyceride homeostasis; lipoprotein metabolic process. Gene Ontology annotation, molecular function: phospholipid binding; phosphatidylcholine-sterol O-acyltransferase activator activity; cholesterol binding. Bases 12 to 776 code for a protein of 254 amino acids. Gene Ontology annotation, cellular component: blood microparticle; extracellular region; chylomicron. Lineage: Eukaryota; Metazoa; Chordata; Chondrichthyes; Orectolobiformes; Hemiscylliidae.